Molecule: messenger RNA, 5410 nt
Organism: Castor canadensis (American beaver)
Lineage: Eukaryota; Metazoa; Chordata; Mammalia; Rodentia; Castoridae
Gene: Mterf4
Product: mitochondrial transcription termination factor 4
Biological process (GO): regulation of DNA-templated transcription; mitochondrial transcription; mitochondrial ribosome assembly
Cellular component (GO): mitochondrion
Molecular function (GO): double-stranded DNA binding
Source: RefSeq, a predicted model, not a curated record
GGCCGCCGCGGAGCUUCGGCGCUAUGGCGGCGUUUUGUCGGCAGGCCCUUGACUGGAACCGCCUAAUCCCACUCACCUGUGUCUGUUUGGCCAGGCAGACUCCCUAUCUUGGAAAGCAGAAGAAGAUGACUGCUUCUUUGUUGCGUAGACUGACUACAGCCUCCAAAGGAGGGAGCUUUCAGGAGUUAUCCUUUGAUGAACCUCAGAAGUGUAUGCAGAAGCUAGUAUGCCUCCCUGAGAAUCUGAAGACUCCCGUAGGUCAAGGGUCCUUGGAGGUAGAGAUGGUCUUCAGUGCCCUCCUGGACAUGGGUUUCAGUGAUGCCCAUGUUAAUGAAUUUCUCAGUAUACAGCCAAGUGCCAACUGUCAACAGUUGCUGGAUAUCAUUUCAGAAUUGAUGCUGUUGGGUCUGAAUCCAGAGCCUGUGUAUAUAGUCUUGAAGAAAAAUCCCCAGUUACUGAAACUGCCUUUGAUGCAAAUGAAGAAGCGUUCCAGUUAUCUGCGAAAGCUUGGUCUGGGAGAAGGAAAACUAAAGAGGGUACUUCACAUUUGCCCUGAGAUUUUCACCAUGUGUCAUCAGGACAUUGAUGACAUCAUCAAGGUCCUCAAGGAGAAGUGCCUGUUCACUGUUCAGCAAGUCACUGAGAUUUUGCACAGAUGUCCCAAUGUUCUUCGAGAGGAUCCUAGUGAAUUGGAAUACAAAUUCCAGUAUGCAUAUUUUAGGAUGGGAAUUAAGCACCUGGACAUAGUAAGGACUGAAUUCUUGCAGUACUCAAUAACCAGGAUCAAGCAGAGACACAUUUACCUGGAGCGCCUCGGUCGGUACCAAGCUCCUGAUAAGAAGGGGCAGACUCAGAUUGCUAAUCCUUUACUCAAGGACAUUCUCAGAGUUUCAGAAGCUGAGUUUUUGGACAAGACAGCCUGUUCUACUGCUGAGGAGUUUGAGGUUUUUAAAAAGCUCUUGGCUCGGGAGGAGGAAGAGCCUGAGGGCAGCAUGUCUGAUGAGGAGGAGGAAGAAGAGGAAGAAGAUGAGGAGCUGCUGUGAUGGAGGACUGCAGCAAAAAGGAUCAAGGGAUGUCAAAGAACAUUCUUGUGUUCUUAGAGCUUUUGGGAGCUUCUCAAGCUUUUUCAUUCUAACACUGGUCUUUUUGAUUAAAAAAAAAAUUAUUAUGACCACCUGAGAUGCAGAUAUGUCAAACCAUAUAGGGAAUGCUUUGGUUUGGUCUGUUGUGUUCUGUGACAGGUCCUGCUGCAUCCUAAAUAAAAGACUGAGCUUUUAAAAUCCAGGAGACUCAAUACCACCAAUUUUGGUUUAUUUUUCUUCUGUUGAAAUGGUGCUAAUUCUACAACAGUGUGGCAGAGGAUAGGGUGUCUUCUGGUUCAAGUCACUUUGUCUUUCCUUAUAGUUAUAAAGGUGAAAUCAUGAGGCAAGGUGAGGUUUUAAUACAUCAUAGCACUUUAUUUUAUGAAAACCACUAUCAGGUUUCUCACAAAAAUCCUUAUGUUUUUAGUCCAACAGGCUUUUACUGCUUCUUAACUGCACUCACAUGUACAGCAGAGGAAGAGGCAGGUGAUUGAUUGGUCAGGUAUGCUUUGCUUUUACAUGGUUUCUUCAGGCCAGAAAAGCACUGGCACUUUUCUCUGUGAAAAACUGAUGCUUCCUGCUCAACAAAUUGGCCUUCAUGCCAGCUCCUGGCUGGUGGCCAUUUCAAGGCCUGGCAUCUCUGGCCCUAUAGCCUGCAGUGCCAGAGUGCACUGGCCCAGAGAAUGCCAGCACUGGUGGGGCUGGGAGCAGUCUUUGAUGUCACCUGUCCACCCCAUGUGAUAGAUGGGCUUCUGAGGACAAGAGGGGAAGAGCCCAGGUUUGAUUUUAGGGAGCUCGCCAGAUGCCCAUAGAGUGAACAUCAUCUGGGGAACAUGAGGGUGUAAGGAGCCAUGUGGGAACAGGAUAGGGUUAACUCUGAGGUAGAGGCCAGGCUUUGAUGGAGCUAGUUCUCAGAGGGGCCUCGAUGAUUGGUGCUGCAAAAAUCAUGUUUGGUGGUGGAACCAAAGUUCAGUCUGCUUGGUGGCAUUUUAAUAGCCAUAUGAAACUCAUCUGAGGCUUGGCCUUGUUCCUAUAUAGACCAUGGAAGAUUCCUGUAAGGCUGCAGUAUUCGCCUGGGGUGACCUUGACGCUUAGGACAUCUGGCAAUCUGUGGAGAUACUUGUUGUCAUGACCCCAGGGAGGGGUGCUAUGGGAUCAGGAGGGGUGUGACUAGGAUUAGGUGGGUAGAGGCCAGGGAUGCUGCAAAAUAUCUGACAGUGCACAGGAUGGCUCCACAGACAGAAUGAUCCAGUCCUAAUGUCAGUGCUGAAGCUGAGAAGCUGCUCUAAGGCCUGGUCCAGAAAAGUAAUGUGACUGCAUCUGUUCCUGACAACUCUGGAUUGUAAAUGGACUCUUGAAAUGUUACUUAUUUCUGUUUAAAAGAUAAAUCUUGCUGGAUCUGAGCUGUUUUUUGUGGGGAUUUGGUGCUGAGGUGUGGAGGUGUCUGGCUUCUAAUCGCUUACCCUGGAGCCUCACUGCAAAAAGGAAUAGGUUUUUUGCAAAGUAAAGCAGUAGCUCUGUGACUCCCCAUGAGUGAGUGAGUCAUCAUGGCAGUAGUUUGUUGGGGAGUUCACAUGAAGGAAGGUGCAGGAGGUUCUGGACAGGGAACAGGGUGUAGCAAAGGCAUCCUGUUUGCACUGGGAGCCCAUAGGCAACGAGGAAAGGGAGAGUUAUGUUUUUAUGGUUAUUCUUGGCCAUGGGUAAAACUGUUGGAAAAAGAAGGUGUUCACUCUGUGUCUGCGUUGCUGCUGACUCUUCCAUUUUGUGGCAUCCAAAUGACCAUCACUUUCCUUCAACCUAGGGUGUUAUUCUUGGGCCCCAUCGAGACUGAGAAGAAUCCUAAACUUGAGCUUGAUUAGGUGGGUCAGCUUAUCCUAAGUUUUGAUUAGCAAAUGGUGAACCCAACAACUCAUGGUUACGUCUUUCAUUUCAACACAGAAAUCAAUCUUUGCACCCUGACAAUUUUCCGAUUCCAUUAUGACCAGUUUCCUGGUUUGGGCUUUGAGUGCUUUCAAGGAAGACAUUAGUCAGGCUAAGAAAGACGUGAGAAAGCAGAGCACUUCCCAUGGGCUUCAUUUGUGAGACAGCUGAAUGGGUUGAUCGAAUGACAGCACAGCAUCCUGCUCAGCAUUCAGCAGACUGGCUCUUGUUGGAGCUCAGGCUUCUAAGCUAAAAACAGAGGCACACCAGUGUUUGCCUGGUGGCUGAGGGGCCUGAGGUUAUUAGUGUGUGGAGGUUUCAUCUACUUUUGCAGUGACAUCACUUGAUCUUACUAUUCGCUAUAGCUCACGUGGAUGGACAGUGAGGGUCCUGGUGCCGAAGUGGAAGUCAGCUGUAUGCUUUUGUGGGUGUGGUCUCUGUUCACCCAGUGUCCAACACCCUUCCUAAGCUUUGCCCUUGGCCCUCAGGUGGUCUCUGGAGGCUAUGCUUUGAUGUAGUGUUUCUGGGCUACAGUAGAGAUUUCUUGAUGUAGCUCCUCCUCUUUUCUGAAAUUGACAAAUUGUAUACACAGAGAGGCACACACAAAAUUUUAAUAAAAAUAAUACUAAAAUAUUACUCUUUAUAAAUGAUGGAGGGCAGGAGACCUCUGGCUGUAAUGCUGACCAUGGGUGUUUGAUUUCCAGUCUAGUCCUUGGUAUAUUCUGUAGGAGAAAGAUGGGAUUGGCUUUUCUGGCUCUGACCUCAUUGCAGGGAGAAGACAGAGUUGCUUGGAGUUGGUGCUGGGAUGGGAAUGUGGAAAGAAGAUGGAGUGUAAGAUGUUCCUGAUGAUAGCCCACACAGUCUGCUCGAGUCAUAGACUAAAAGGUGUCUCCUAGAGCUCUCCUCAAGCAUCCUUCUCCGUUGCCUUCAGACUUGUAAGUAGGAGCUCUUGCUGCUUCAUGGCACUGUGCCUCAACUUUCUGAGCAAGGGUCUGGAUAGCUUUUUUUUUUUUCUGUGAAAGUCCUGGAGUCUUUGGUGCCUUAGUGGUGACUUGUCAUCCACAGGAUGGCUUCCUUUGAUAAGGUCAAAGUCUAGGUAUAUCAUAGACCAGGGGUUUGCCUACCAUCUGUUUUAGUAAAUAAAACUUCAUUAGAACACCCAUCCAGCUGCACAUCUGUGGCUGUGUUUGCGUAGAGCUGAGUUGUGCACAGAGGCCAUGUGGUCUGUGAAGCCAAAAAUACUUCCUGAACCAUUAUGGAAAAAGUCUGCCACCCUCUAUUGCAGACCAAAAGUAUUUAAACUCCAUUUUAGUAGUAAUUAACAUUUCCUUUUUCAGAACUCUUUGGUCCUUAAUGAUCAGCAUAAAUGGUGUGGAGGAGUGGAACAGUGCAAAGUUCACCUAUCCCCACCCCUUGUGCUCCUGCCUACAUGUCUGUUUUGGAAGCAGCUGACCAAGGCCUUUCCUCCUCCAUGUGUUAGGGCUUAGGGACACUUCUCUCUCUGACAUUGGAAUCUGAGAUUGGUUUUCUGAGCACUGUGGAGGUGUUACUGACCAACUGCCACAGUAACCCUGACAUACAGUGGCUGUCAGUCACUCUUGGAGGCACCAACCACUCUUCUGGAAGCCCACAGCUCUGGACAGAUCGAAGAUCCUGGAGGAGUCCCCAGGUGAGCUGGUGUGUGUACAGGCCUGGCCAUCUGGUGUCUAGUGGCCCGAGGACAGAAGUUGGCAGAGGGGACUGACUGCAACCAGGACCUUGUCUCUUGGUGUUCUUUUCAGUCCAAUUUUAGAGCUCAUCUUCCUGGGUUUGGGAAAUUCUUGAGGGGGCAGAGUGUAAGAAGCACAUCCCAGAUCCUUUGAAGGGAGAACAGUGAGGUGCAAUAAGAAUGACAGUUGCGCCCCCUCUCAAGCAGGUGCCUCUCCGCAGCUCUCAGGCUUUGUCAUUUCAGAGGACCCAUAUUUUACACUGGCAGAAUUUGAACCCGGCAGCAGUGUGAGGGAAGGGUGGGGGAGUGAGGAUGACUGCAUGCACCCUGUCUUUAGGGCUUAGCUCUGUGGAUCUGUGGAGGAGGGUCACGUGCACACUCUGUCUUUAGAGGGCCACAGUGCUGUGGAGAACUCCAUGUACCCCGUUAGGGCUCAGCAUUGUGACUUUUAAAUUUGGAUGAACAGGCCGCCCUCCUCUAGUUGGUGGUGACAUUGAGUCACCCCCAAAGUGUCUGUGUUGUUGUUGAGUGGGUGUCUGAGUGGGUGUUUUUGUUUCCUGCUUGUUUGUGUUCCUCCUGUUUUAAGAAUAAGUAUUCUGUAAGCUGGUAUUUGGUAAUUACUUGGGGCAGGGUUCACAUUUGUUUUUGUAGAAAUGGAUUUGCUGACUAAGUUUUUAGAAGGUGUAUUAGUAUUUCAGGU